Aspergillus vadensis CBS 113365 is the source of this 1050-nucleotide messenger RNA. RefSeq lists its product as uncharacterized. NCBI's taxonomy places the organism in Eukaryota, Fungi, Ascomycota, Eurotiomycetes, Eurotiales, Aspergillaceae. The record is from RefSeq and is a predicted model, not a curated record. Bases 492 to 686 code for a protein of 64 amino acids. The transcript has a single exon.
AUUCUCCAAGCCACGACGCAUGUUGGCUUUGAAAUCCAGGAGGUCAGAGUUGGCGCGCUUCUCUUGGUGGCCGGGAUGGGCAGUGGCAAGAACUGCACAUCCUACCGCGGCCAACUUGACAACGCUCUGGACAUGCAUUUUGAGGGGGCUUAAAGAUGAAGUUCAAAAGAUUUGGACAAGGAACAGGCGAUAUUCGCAGGGGGUGGAAGCUAGAGAGGCCUUGAAGAGACUGCUUUCUGCUGGAUGUCUCCCUCAGAUGCCUCCCGGAUGAAGAGCCUUUAUAGCUGCUCCCUCCAUAAUGAGCGUCGAUAUCAAAGUGCGCGUUGCCGAUGUACUGUGCAGUCUAUACCAAUCUGGGCGCGGACGAUUUUGCCAUUGCGCGGAGUCUGUUCCCUUGCCGAAGCGAUACCAACCUCCAAAGACAAGUAACUGUCGUCAGCAGUGGGUAGAAUCAGUGACGAGCGUGUACUGAUCCCUGCUUGCUCUAUCCAAUGUUGCCGGCCAAAAAUGAGCGAAAGCGUGCUCAAGUGAUGAAUCUACUUGCCAGGAAGGAAGAUGACGAAUCCCUCCCACCGGCCAAGACCAUCGGCCGCGGGGACGCUGCGAUGAAGCUCGCCCGCCAAGACCGCCUAAUGAUGUCCCUCAAAAGACCAACACCCCAGACGCCGCGUGUCAUUACUAUCUAGAAGCCACUGAUUGGCUUGGCUUUGAGGAAAAUUGCGAUGAUCUGCACAUCAGGGCUUAAUAUUCAUCCGGUAUCAAUCAGCGCAAAUGUGAUUCGCGACAAGUUGGUGGCUUUAGCUCGUGGUCCUGGCGCAGGCGUGCUGAGUACUUACGGAGCAAUACCCGUAGGCUUGGCGAAGCCAAGGCCUGUUUACAGCCCUAGGUCCAGACUGGCUGUGAGUCGCGCUGUCUGGCAGGAAUUUCGGGCCCCGAGGACCCCAUGAUCCCGCUGCAAUUAUCCCGCUGCCGACUCUCACAGAAGUGUGCGUGUUUCAAUUAUAUGGUGGCUUGUGGGGACCCCAGAUGACUUUUCCACGGAGACCGGAA